Molecule: messenger RNA, 564 nt
Organism: Myotis daubentonii (Daubenton's bat)
Lineage: Eukaryota; Metazoa; Chordata; Mammalia; Chiroptera; Vespertilionidae
Product: selenoprotein K-like
Exons: 1
Coding region: 47-322 (91 amino acids)
Source: RefSeq, a predicted model, not a curated record
UAUUAAUACUUUCAAUUUGCCUGGGAGGAGGGGAACGAGGAUCAAGAUGGUCUACAUCGAAAACAGACAAGUGUUGGACAGCAGGAGUCAGUCCCCAUGGAGAUUAUCUUUGAUAACAGAUUUCUUCUGGGGAAUAGCUGAGUUCGUGGUUUUGUUUUUCAAAACUCUGCUUCAGAAAGAUAUGAAAAAGGGAAGAGGCUACGGAAACUCAUCUGAUUCCAGAUAUGAUGAUGGAAGAGGGCCCCCAGGAAACCCUCCCAAAAGAAUGGGUCGAAUUAAUCAUCUGCGUGGCCCCAGUCCUCCUCCAAUGGCUGGUGGAUGAGGAAGCAGACAACUGGACAUGCACAUUCAUAGUGGAAGGAAACCAUCAAGCAGUGAAGGGCUGACCAGGAUGGACAAGUAAAUGAACGUGUAUGUCUAAACAAGAAUUACUCUGUGUCCUCACAGACGAAUGAGGUCGUGUUGGGAAUUCCCUCACAGGGAUCUGGCAUGACUGACAUGCAAUUCUAUAAAUGCACAUGUUUGUCUCAUUAUCUUUUUGUAUAGUUUAUUCAAAAUUUUAAA